AGGCCCAGAGUAGAGAGGAGGACCUGGUAUCCAGGGAUGUAACUACAGGGGUGCAAGAAGAGGGCAGUGCCUUCUCAAAUAAGAUGACUGCCUCCUCUGAAAAUUUCCUACAGCCCCCAAACUCCUAGCACUUCAGUAACUUUAAACAUUGAGAAACAGAGUCUAGGCAUCCAAAGAAAAGGGAUAGGCAAAGGGAAUGUGGCAAAUGGGAGAGGUCUUGGUGUGGAUGAUGCUCACUGCCUCUCUCUCCCUGGUGUGUUGGAUAUUUGGAGAGUGAAGGAACAACAACAGUGAUAUAACAGUUUGGAGAGAAGGGCAGCAAGGAUGAUAAGAGGUAUGGAGAAAAGAUUGAAGGGUGACUUGAUCACACACUUUAAAUACUUCAAGGGCUCCUACAAAGAGAUGUGGGUUUGUUCUCUGCUGCCUCAGAGGGUAGGUCUAAUGGUUUUAAUUUACAGGAGGGUAGAUUUAACCUGAACAUUAGAAGCAUGUCUUGAGGGUAAGAACGGUUCAGCAAUGGAACCAAUUGCCUAGAAAAGUGAUGGGGUCUUCUUCUCUGAAUGUCUACCAAAAGAGUCUGGAAAGCUGCCGUCUGGAUAUGCACUAUCUGGAGAUCCUGCAGUGAGUAGGGAAUUAGACUCAACGGCCCAUGAUAUCCCAUCCAACAACAACCUAUGUGAACUCUCCAUACCAUCUAGGGUGGUAUGACAUGGUGCAUUGCACUUACGAAGGCGGACAGACAAAGACGUCUACAGUGGUUUUCUACCUCUUCUGUUUCCCCAUGAAGACUUCUUUACAGCAUGGAUAUUUGCAUACACUCCUCUUGGUUCCAUUUAUGUGAUCAUCCUAAGGAUGAUCUGAGACUCUACAGUGUGGCGCAUAGUUGCAGCUGAGUGUUGCAGCUUCUUUUGUCUUGCCUUGUAAACAGGUGAAAGUAACUUCCUCAUUUUAACCUCACUCGCUGCCUGAUCUUCAAAGGAACAGACAGCAACAAUUCAAGCAAGUUGGCCACUUUUACUGGGUCGAUGGGGAAACCGGCUGCUCUGCGGUCCCUGUAUUUGCUCCACAAUGGAGUUUUGUGGUUGCUAGUGCUAGUCAGGUGCGAGGAGCCAUUGCGUCAGUCGGUGGCGGUCCAUUCUGGGUAUUGCCCUUGGGAGUGCAUGACCUUUGUCCAGAUGUGGCCAGGCUCCUUCUGCGUGGCUCUAACAACCAGGUUCGAGUGUGUCAUCCCAAAGACCGCCAGCAAUUGGACCAUUCAUGGAUUAUGGCCCAGUGACAUUGCAGAGUGUUGUCAUUAUUGGUACCUCUUUCCCUCUGACCUGAACCAGGAUCUGAUGACUGAGCUAAACCGGUAUUGGCCCAAUUUCAUCAAUCUGAGCAACUUCCAGUUCUGGGAGAAAGAAUGGAAGAAGCAUGGGACUUGUGCAGGUUGCGUUGAAACACUGAACUCUCCCAAUAAAUACUUCAGGACUGCCCUCUCUCUGCACACCAAAUAUAAUAUCGACAGAAGAAGGCAAUCGCAAUGGGAAAAUGGUCUCUGGAUAAAAAUUGUCAAGGUGACUCUGUGUAGGAUCCUUAGGGUCACGGCCUUCCAAAGAAAUGCUGUUAUCCCAUCGUGCCAGCAAAGCUACCAGCUCAGCACCUUGCAAGCAGCAUUGCAGCCCAACCUAGGAGACCAAUAUAAACUGCAGUGUGUGACCGACACCCAGGGACGACAAAUCUUGGUGCAAAUAAAAGUGUCACUUCACACCGAUUUCUCCACCGGAUGCAUUGAGAGCAGUUUUCAGGAUGGCUCCCCAUACAAACCCUGCCAAGCAGAAAGGAGAGUUUUUUAUUUUCCUCCCAACCAUGAAAAUCCACGCAAUCCUUGUCCCUGAUCAGAGGGUCAACUCUGAGCGACACGAGAGGCUAUAAGGAACCCAAAUAAAAUAACCAUCCUUGUU
Molecule: messenger RNA, 1943 nt
Organism: Sceloporus undulatus (fence lizard)
Lineage: Eukaryota; Metazoa; Chordata; Lepidosauria; Squamata; Phrynosomatidae
Product: ribonuclease Oy-like
Exons: 11
Coding region: 1026-1877 (283 amino acids)
Biological process (GO): RNA catabolic process
Cellular component (GO): extracellular region
Molecular function (GO): ribonuclease T2 activity; RNA binding
Source: RefSeq, a predicted model, not a curated record